AUGGCAACUUCAUCAACCGAGUCCAAAAGAAAUAUAGUAAUUAUCGGUGGUGGAAUCAUCGGUUGCACAUCUGCCUACUUCCUCACACGACACCCCUCAUAUAACCCCGCCACCACAAAAAUCACCAUCAUCGAAGCUCAACACAUUGCCUCAGCAGCAUCAGGAAAAGCAGGAGGCCUGCUUGCUCUCUGGGCACGUCCAGAAUGUAUCGUUCCGCUUUCCUACAAACUUCAUGCCGAAUUGGCAAAAGAACAUGAUGGGGCGAAACGAUGGGGGUAUCGUCAAUUACAUUGUGGUUCUAUAGGAGCUAAAGCUCGAUUAAUUCCUGAAGCUGAUCCUAAGGAUUCUUCGGAGAAUGCUGGAGAGGUUUGGAAGAAAUUACCAAAAACUGAUAUGAAAAAGCAGAAGAAAUAUUUGGGUGAUGAGUUUCCGAUUCAUUUGGAUUGGUUUGAAAAGGAUAAUAUAAAAUGGUAUUCCGAAAUGGGGACACCCGAGACAACGGCUCAAGUACAUCCAUAUCAAUUUACUACAUCAAUGGCAGAAUUAGCUGUGGAAAAAGGUGUGGAAAUUAUUUAUGGUUCCGUUACAGCGAUCGAUUGUACGGGGAAUAGUGUAACGGGUGUUACAUAUGAAGAUAAGGAGACAAGACAUAUUCAUACCUUACAUGCGAAUGAUGUCAUAUUAUCUGCAGGUCCUUGGACUUCUCAUGUAUGGCCAGAAGCACCAAUUACUUCUCAAAGAGCUCAUAGUGUGGUAAUCAAGGCAGAUGUAUCUCCUUGGGCAGUAUUUACAGAAAUCGAUUUACCGAAAGGAUUUGGAAGGAAGGGGGAAAAUGGGGAAAAGAAGAGAAAACAUGAUAAAAUGGUUAAUCCCGAAAUGUAUGCUAGACCUGAUGGAACAGUCUACGCUUGUGGCGAAGGAGAUGAAAGCAUACCACUCCCUAGAUCCUCAAAUCUGGUCGUAUGCGAUGAAUCAAGUUGCAACGAUAUCAUAGAUUACAUAGGAUCCAUAUCCGAUCCUAUGCGCAAUGGAGAAGUCAUAGCAAAACAAGCAUGUUAUCUCCCCUUAGCACGUAGUGGUGGUGGUCCUCUAAUUGGUAAAACGGGUAUUCGAGGACUUUUUCUAGCAGCCGGUCAUACUUGUUGGGGUAUUCAAAAUAGUUGUGCGACGGGGAAAUUGAUGAGUGAAUUUUUGUUUGAGGGUGAGGCGAAGAGUGCGGAUGUUAGUAGUUUAGAUCCGAGGAGGUUUUUGGGUGAUGAGGAGGAUUGA
Molecule: messenger RNA, 1269 nt
Organism: Sclerotinia sclerotiorum 1980 UF-70
Lineage: Eukaryota; Fungi; Ascomycota; Leotiomycetes; Helotiales; Sclerotiniaceae
Exons: 3
Coding region: 1-1269 (422 amino acids)
Biological process (GO): retrograde transport, endosome to Golgi
Cellular component (GO): cytoplasm; late endosome
Molecular function (GO): oxidoreductase activity
Source: RefSeq, a predicted model, not a curated record